Macrosteles quadrilineatus (aster leafhopper) is the source of this 987-nucleotide messenger RNA. Its product is annotated as zinc finger protein 724-like. NCBI's taxonomy places the organism in Eukaryota, Metazoa, Arthropoda, Insecta, Hemiptera, Cicadellidae. The record is from RefSeq and is a predicted model, not a curated record. Gene Ontology annotation, biological process: regulation of transcription by RNA polymerase II. Gene Ontology annotation, molecular function: RNA polymerase II cis-regulatory region sequence-specific DNA binding; DNA-binding transcription factor activity.
AUGAACAAUAUGAAGAUUAAUUUAUUGCUUCACACAGAAGAGCGACUUCAUAAGUGCACUACGUGUGCAAAAUCCUUCCAAACCAGCAGCAGUAUGAAGACUCAUACAUUAGUUCACACAGGAGAGCGACCUCAUAAGUGCAUUACAUGUGGAAGAACCUUCCGAUAUAGUAGCAGUUUGAAGAAACAUACAUUGAUUCACACAGCAGAGCGACCUCAUAAGUGCAUUACAUGUGGAAGCACUUUCCGAUUCAGUAGCAGUUUGAAGAAACAUACAUUGAUUCACACAGAAGAGCGACCUCAUAAGUGCACUAUAUGUGAACAAUCCUUCAAAACCAAAAAUAUGAUGAAGCAACAUACAAUGGUUCACACUGGAGAGCGACCUCAUAAGUGCACUACAUGUGGAAAAUCUUUCCGAACUAGCGGCAAUAUGAAGAUUCAUACAUUUCACACGGGAGAGCGACCUCAUAAGUGCAUUACAUGUGGAAAAUCCUUCCAAACAAGCGGCAAUAUGAAGAUUCAUACAUUAGUUCACACAGGAGAGCGACCUCAUAAGUGCAUUACAUGUGGAAGAACCUUCCGAUAUAGUAGCAGUUUGAAGAAACAUACAUUGAUUCACACAGCAGAGCGACCUCAUAAGUGCAUUACAUGUGGAAGCACUUUCCGAUUCAGUAGCAGUUUGAAGAAACAUACAUUGAUUCACACAGAAGAGCGACCUCAUAAGUGCACUAUAUGUGAACAAUCCUUCAAAACCAAAAAUAUGAUGAAGCAACAUACAAUGGUUCACACUGGAGAGCGACUUCAUAAGUGCACUACAUGUGGAAAAUCUUUCCGAACUAGCGGCAAUAUGAAGAUUCAUACAUUGGUUCACACAGAAGAGCGACCUCAUAAGUGCAUUACAUGUGGAAAAACCUACCGAUUCAGUAGCAGUUUAAAGAAACAUGCUUUAGAUCACACUGGAGAGACCUCAAGAUCACAAGAUCAAUAG